Molecule: messenger RNA, 2724 nt
Organism: Arachis duranensis
Lineage: Eukaryota; Viridiplantae; Streptophyta; Magnoliopsida; Fabales; Fabaceae
Product: beta-galactosidase 5
Exons: 17
Coding region: 167-2353 (728 amino acids)
Biological process (GO): carbohydrate metabolic process
Cellular component (GO): vacuole; cell wall
Molecular function (GO): beta-galactosidase activity
Source: RefSeq, a predicted model, not a curated record
UAGUUAUUACUAUUGUUACUAUUAACAACCAAGUACUACUAACAUAAAUUCAAACACAAGCACAAUGUUCAUAUAUCUGAGUUAGAUUCAGAUUUCAGAACUAAACUCCUCUCUCUUUCUCUCUCUGUACUUCUUGAACUUGAACUCUUUCAAUAAUUAAUAAGCUAUGGAAACUAACUCAGUUUCCAAGCUUAGAUUCUUGUUCUUCAUGUGUGUACUUUUUGUGGGGUGUGAUUUGAUCCAAUGCAGUGUGACCUAUGAUAAAAAAGCCAUUGUUAUCAAUGGCCAAAGAAGAAUCCUCAUAUCUGGCUCCAUUCACUAUCCUAGAAGCACCCCAGAAAUGUGGGAGGAUCUGAUAACAAAGGCCAAAAAUGGAGGACUUGAUGUAAUUGAUACCUAUGUUUUCUGGAAUGUUCAUGAACCUUCUCCUGGCAAUUAUAAUUUUGAAGGAAGAUAUGAUCUUGUACGGUUCAUUAAGACAGUGCAGAAAGUGGGACUCUAUGUUCAUCUUCGGAUUGGUCCUUAUGUUUGUGCUGAGUGGAAUUUUGGAGGAUUUCCUGUUUGGUUGAAAUAUGUUCCUGGCAUCAGUUUCAGAACAGAUAAUGGUCCUUUUAAGGUAAAGAUGCAUAGAUUCACUGAGAAAAUUGUCCAAAUGAUGAAGAAUGAGAAGCUAUUCCAAUCUCAGGGUGGCCCUAUCAUUCUUUCUCAGAUUGAGAAUGAAUAUGGAGCACAAAGCAAGUCACUUGGAGCAGCUGGUCAUUCAUAUGUAAACUGGGCUGCAAGAAUGGCUGUUGGGUUAGCCACUGGAGUCCCUUGGGUUAUGUGCAAAGAAGAUGAUGCCCCAGAUCCUAUUAUAAAUACUUGUAACGGAUUCUACUGUGACUAUUUCACUCCAAACAAACCAUACAAGCCUAAACUUUGGACUGAGUCUUGGAGUGGCUGGUUUACUGAAUUUGGUGGACCAAUUUACCAACGACCUGUUGAGGAUCUAGCAUUUGGAGUUGCUCGUUUUAUUCAAAGUGGAGGCUCAUAUUUUAAUUACUACAUGUACCAUGGAGGAACCAAUUUUGGAAGAUCAGCUGGAGGCCCAUUCAUUACUACAAGCUAUGACUAUGAUGCUCCAAUUGAUGAAUAUGGAUUGAUUAGAGAACCUAAAUACAGUCAUUUGAAGGAUCUUCAUGAAGCUAUUAAGCAAUGUGAAGCUGCUUUGGUUUCUUCAGAUCCUGUUGUUAAACCUUUAGGAACAUAUGAGCAGGCUCAUGUAUUCUCUUCUGGAAGAACUUGUGCCGCUUUUCUGUCAAACUACCACUCGAAUUCUGCAGCUCGAGUGACCUUCAAUGGCAGACACUAUGACUUGCCUGCUUGGUCCAUAAGCAUUCUUCCUGAUUGCAAAACAGAUGUUUUCAACACGGCAAGAGUGAGGACUAAACCUUCAGCAGCACAAAUGUUACCUAGCAAUUCAAAAUUCUUAUCAUGGGAGACCUAUGAUGAGGAUGUGAAUUCUUUAGAGGAAUCUUCAAGGAUUUCAGGUUCUGGUCUUAAGGAACAGAUAAGUGUUACCAGAGACACUAGUGACUACUUGUGGUACAUUACCAGCGUUGACAUUAGUUCAUCAGAAUCCUCUCUUAGAGGCGGACACAAGCCUAGCAUCAAUGUGCAUUCGGAAGGCGACGCGGUCCAUGUAUUUGUGAAUGGACAAUUUGUAGGUUCUGCUUUUGGGACAAUGGAAAGAAGAAGUUUCACAUUCAAUGGCCCUGUCAACCUCCAUGCCGGAACAAAUAAAAUAGCACUACUCAGCAUAGCUGCUGGAUUGCCGAAUGUUGGAUUCCGUUAUGAAACAUGGAAGACAGGUAUCUCCGGAGUUUCCAUCCAAGGUCUCGAUCAUGGACAGAAAGAUUUGACAUGGCAAAGGUGGUCCUACCAGGUUGGUCUUAAAGGAGAAGCUAUGAAUUUGGUGUCUCCAAUUAAGGUCUCAUCUGUUGAUUGGGUUAGAGAGUCACUAGCCACUCAAAACCAGCCCCAAUUGAAAUGGCACAAGGCAUAUUUCAAUGCACCUGAUGGAAAUGAACCAUUGGCAUUGGACCUUGGAAGCAUGGGAAAGGGUCAAGUAUGGAUCAAUGGACAAAGCAUAGGAAGAUAUUGGAUGGUUUAUGCAAAGGGUCAAUGCAAUUCUUGCAACUAUGCUGGCACAUAUAGACCUGCAAAAUGCCAACUUGGUUGUGAACAACCAACUCAAAGAUGGUAUCAUGUUCCAAGAUCAUGGUUAAAGCCAACAAAGAACUUAAUAGUAGUUUUUGAGGAAUUAGGUGGGAAUCCAUGGAAAAUAUCUUUGGUAAAGAGGACAAUACAUUGAAUAUGAGCAUACAAAAUGGUGAGUGGGGUCAUUCAUAUAGUUAUGAAUAAUAAUUAUGAUAUACAUAGCAUGUCUUCUUUUGAAGUUCUCUCUGGCUUUUGCUGGAAAUUAAAUGGUAGAUAAUGUUGGUGGGAAUAAAGAGUGGCUACUAGUAGUUACAUAUCAUAUAUGUGAUAAUUGAGCUUCACAUGGUACAUAGUCUUGGCUCAAUCAUUGAUUUGGUUAUAUCCAUAUUUUCUAUGAUAUAACUUUGAUCUAUCAUCAAGAUGGACCACAAGUGAUUGAAUACAAAAUUUAUUUGUACUUGAAUGUUAAUGUAUCUAAGUUGAAAGAGAGAAAAUUAAGAGAUUAAGGUUGUGAUUUCUUUUAAA